Molecule: messenger RNA, 2250 nt
Organism: Saccharomyces kudriavzevii IFO 1802
Lineage: Eukaryota; Fungi; Ascomycota; Saccharomycetes; Saccharomycetales; Saccharomycetaceae
Gene: NTO1
Product: Nto1p
Exons: 1
Coding region: 1-2250 (749 amino acids)
Biological process (GO): regulation of transcription by RNA polymerase II
Source: RefSeq, a predicted model, not a curated record
AUGAAUAGGGGGUCAGUAGAUGAUGGGCCCAAACUGCGUGAGGAAAAGCACUUCCAAGAUUUUUAUCCCGACCUUAACACCGAUACUUUACUGCCGUUCGUCGUUCCCUUAGGUGAAAGAUGUACUAUCAGCACUAAUAGCGAUGUAAAUGAUACCUCUAACCUUAACAAUACAGGAAAAGGUAGUGUUAAAAGUGCACAAACAAAAGAAUUGAUUUUUAAGGGUAGAGUUACCACUGAACCAUUAGUAUUGAAAAAAAAUGAAGUGGAGUUUCAGAAAUGUAAAAUAACUACAAGCGAACUGAAAGGCAGGAAAACUUCGUACAGUCCUAAAUUCAACGAUGGAUUUAUCUCCAGGUAUUAUCGUUCAUAUAAUUCUAGAGGUAGAAAGGCUUAUAAAUCACAACAGAUAGGAUUCAAUGAGUUCGAAACGCCUUAUUUUACCAAAUUCUCCGAUAGAGAAGCCCCAGAUAUCGCCAUUCCGGCAACUUCAAAGAGCGCGAUUCAAAAGUUCGCCAGUAUUUCAUCCAAUCUGGCUAAUUUCAGACCGUUGUACGAUAUGGAUGAGCAAGAUGAAUUAUACCUGCAUUAUCUAAACAAAACAUUUUUCAAAGACCAGAUGUCUCACGAAGUAUUUGAAGUUUUAAUGACUAUACUAGAAACCGAAUGGUUUCAUAUUGAAAAGCAUAUGCCUUCAACUAAUGAUCUAAUUGCCAAAAAUAACAUUUUAAGUGAUUGUCAAAAUUAUGAGCUUUACGGUUCUGAUGAUGGAACAGGCUUAUCGAUGGACCAGGCCUGCGCAGUUUGCUUAGCCACGGAUAGUGAUAAUUCCAAUACGAUCGUCUUUUGCGACGGGUGUGAUAUUGCAGUGCAUCAAGAAUGUUAUGGUAUAAUUUUUAUUCCCGAGGGGAGAUGGUUAUGUAGACGAUGUUUGAUCUCGAGGAAUAGUUUUAUCACUUGUUUGAUGUGUCCAAGUCACACAGGUGCAUUUAAGCAAACGGACACUGGUUCUUGGGUGCAUAAUAUUUGUGCAUUAUGGCUUCCAGAGUUAUACUUUUCAAAUUUACAUUAUAUGGAACCUAUAGAGGGUGUUCAAAAUGUCAGUAUAUCGCGAUGGAAACUUAAUUGUUACAUAUGUAAGAAGAAAAUGGGCGCUUGUAUUCAAUGCUUCCAAAAAAACUGUUUUACAGCAUAUCAUGUCACAUGUGCUCGUCGAGCUGGUCUCUACAUGAGCAAUGGGAAGUGUAUUAUUCAAGAAUUAGCGACAAAUCAAUUUCCGCAAAAGUUUUCGAUCGAAAGUUUUUGUCACAAGCACGCACCUAGGGGAUGGCAAUCAAACAUGGAAGGUAUUAACAAAGCUAGGAAAUACUUUUCUCUAAUUCCCACCUUAGCGACUGAAUUACCGAGGCAUAAUGAGACAAACGAUAGGAUGGAUUCGAAAAUCAAGAAAACAAUCUGGAAAACGUCAAGUCAGACGCCAGUAGCACCGUACAUUUUUGCUGAAGUAUUACGAAAGGCCGUUGAAUUUUUUGGAUUGACUAACACUCCGGCAGGCUCACUUGAUAUUUGCAGAUAUUGGUCAAUGAAGAGAGAGCUUUCUGGGGGUACCCCAUUGAACGCUUCUUCCGAAAACAAUCCAUUUGGAUCAUUAACUGGGGAACAAUUACAAACAAGAAUAGAUUUUGCCGACGAUCAACUCGAAGACUUAUACAAACUGAAGGAGCUCACCGCCUUGGUAAAGAAAAGGACGCUAGCUUCAACAAACAUGUUGCAAACCCAAAAUAAGGUGCACGAUAUGAUUAAAUCACCACAAAAGUAUCUUUUGAAAAUUAAUGUUUUGGAUAUUUUUGUACAGUCUGAACAAUUUGGAGCUCUCGAAAGAUUAGUCACCGAGCCCAAAUUGUUGACUAUCCUGAAAAAAUGUAAGAAUAAUAAUUACGAUACCGUCCAAAACUUCAGAGCAGAUAUUAUGCAAUUUUUUUCGACUUUGGAGAACCUUCCCAGUGCAUCAAGAAUAAUUCAAACAAUCUCACUAAGAGCGAAGGAGCAAGUACUAAAAUUAAUCGAGCCCAUAGAGCAUAUGGAUGUAAAGAAGUUACUAUCCAGAGAUUUCAUUGUGACCGAUGGCAAUAAAAUAGAAGAAAGGCCCUGGAGUGGCCGAAUAAUCAUGGAGGAAGAAGAGUUAAGUGAGGUGGAGGAACUGAAUCCAGGGGAGCGCCGUGUACUGAAGCUCAUUCUAAACAGUAAGUGA